Messenger RNA from Bufo bufo (common toad), 9956 nucleotides. RefSeq names its product PH domain and leucine rich repeat protein phosphatase 2 (gene PHLPP2). Gene Ontology annotation, molecular function: protein binding. The record is from RefSeq and is a predicted model, not a curated record. Lineage: Eukaryota; Metazoa; Chordata; Amphibia; Anura; Bufonidae. Bases 20 to 4018 code for a protein of 1332 amino acids. The transcript has 19 exons.
CGUUCUGCAAGCCGUGGAAAUGGACGGCCAGAGACCGGGUCCGGUCGUGGGACCCAACGGGGAGGAAGGGCCUGAACCGAACCGGCCCAAUACCGCUGCACGGGGAGCAGCGGUUCGAGUGCUUAAGCGAAAUAUGAAACGCAGCGGGAGUAAAAAUUGCCUGAGUCAGAAAUGCUGUUUGGGAUCACGAGAGAAAGAAUGGCUGAGAGAAGACCCCAGCAGAGGAUGUAUCUAUGUCUAUGGCACAGACAACACAUCCUCCAUUUGUGACCUCCACGUGGUCCUCUGCACUGUGGACACCACGGCCUCUGAGAUCCUGCUUAGUGAAGGGACAGACAGCCUGUAUGUACAGCUCAAUGGAGACCUGGUCAGGAGGUUAGAACCCGAAGAACGACCCCUGUACAUAAUCUACAAGUACUUGUCCGAUCUGGGGUUUCGGGACACUGCUCGGAUCCAGGAGGAGGCCGCCCACUCCGAUCUCAGCUGCAUGAUCCGGUUUUAUAAUGAGAAGCCAAGUUCUUUGGAGCAGCUGGACCGGAUUCUGCUGUCGGGGGUGUAUAACGUGCGCAAGGGCAAAACCCAGCUUCACAAGUGGGCGGAGAGGAUGGUGGUGCUGUGCGGGACCUGCCUAAUUGUGUCCUCCGUGAAGGAUUGUCAGACGGGGAAGAUGCACAUUCUGCCCCUUGUGGGUGGCAAGAUCGAGGAGGUGAAGCGGAGGCCGCACUGCCUGGCCUUCUGUUCUUCGGAGGCACAAGCGCCCACCUACCACGUCAGCUUUGAUUCUGCAGCAGAAUAUCAGAGAUGGCUCCGCCAGGCAACCAAAGUUGUAUCGCAGAGACUAAGCACUGUAGAUCUCUCGUGUCAAAGCCUGAAGGAGAUCCCCGAGCACCUGUUCUACUGUCAGGACAUCACCAACCUCAACCUCCGUCACAACUUCCUGCAGCUGGACAGCGCAGACGGGGUGACCAGUCUAUCCAGGUUUUCUCAACUGAGAGUUCUGAACCUGUCACAAAACAAGCUGGGAGAUUUCCCCCUCCAGUUAUGCGAGAUCACCACGCUUACGGAGCUGAACGUGUCGUGUAACGGGCUGACGCACUUACCACCCCAAGUUGGGCAGAUGCUCAGCCUGCAGACGCUAAACCUUGAUGGGAACUGCUUGACGUCAUUACCAGAAGAGCUUGGAUGUCUCCAGCAGCUCUCCUGCUUGGGUCUGUCAUUCAACGAUCUGAGUAGCAUACCCCCUGUGUUUGAGAGGCUUGGCUCAGUGGACAGAUUGUGCAUGGCUGGGAACCGAACGGAGUCUUUAAGUCUUCAGACCUUAUACAACAUGCCACACUUGAAGUCCGUAGACUUGAGGAUGAAUCAUCUUACACAAGUCAUCGGCACCUUGGAGGGAAUAGACAACGUCACCCAGUUUGAUGUACGAGACAACCAGCUGACGGCCCUGGACCUCAGAUGCUUGGGGAACUUAGAACAAUUGCACUGCGAACGCAACCAGCUGAAGGAGCUGAUUCUCUGCGGCUUCUCCCUGAGAGCGGUUUAUGCUGCGUCCAACCAGUUGACCUUGGUGAAUGUAUACCUGACUCCUUCCCAGCUGGUUUCUUUAGACUUGUCCAGGAACUGCUUAACGUCAGUGCCAGACUGUGUUUGUGAAGCCAAGAGGCUGGAAGCUCUAGAUCUCAGCUGGAACCUACUGACAGAAUUACCCUUAAGGGUAAUGGGGUGUCCCAAGUUAAGGAAGCUUCUCCUCGGACACAACCAGCUGAAGAACCUGCCGUGUCCUACUGAUUGCAUCCCUCUGGAAAGUCUGGAUGUCCAGCACAAUCUACUGAGACACCUUCCUGACUUCUUGUUCUCUGUAGCUUUAAAUCUCAGGUUUCUUAAUGCAUCUGCAAAUGCACUGGAGUCCCUGCCAUCCAUGUGUAGUGGAGAGGAGAGCGGAACUAGGCUGCAAGUCCUCUACCUAACCAACAACCAGCUGACUGAUCAGUACGCCCCGUUCUUGACCAUACACGUGAACCUCAGGAUCUUGCACAUGGCUUAUAACCAACUGGAGACCUUCCCCGCCAGCAAACUGAACAAACUGGAGCAUUUGGAGGAGCUGAACCUAAGUGGAAACCGCCUAAAGUCCAUCCCCAGCACUGUAUCCAACCUCAAACAUCUGCACACCCUCAUCGCUCACUCCAACUGCAUCAGCGUGUUUCCUGAGAUUUUCCAUCUGCCGCAUAUCCAGCUGGUUGACUUGAGCUGUAACAGUCUGAUGGACAUCCCGGCGCCCGAUGCCCUGCCGCCCGCCCUGCAAGAGCUGGACUUGAAAGGGAACAAUGACCUGGUCCUGGAUCAUCAGCUCCAUGACAUCUUCAGUCACAUCCCCAUCCUGAAAAUCGACAACAAGCCGAUGGCUAACGCGGAGAUGGCGGUGCCGUCCAUUCCCUGGAAUCAUGGCUUAGCUGAGAUGUCUGGCCAGAGGAAUAAGCUGUGUGUGUCUUCAUUGGCGGUCAGUGACUUCGCGGAAGGGGUAGAGGCUUUGUACGGCAUGUUUGAUGGAGACAAAAACGAGGAGGUGCCGCGCCUGCUGCAGUGCACCAUGGGAGACGUGCUUCUGGAAGAAGUGCAGCAGUCAAGCUGUGAUACGACGUCCAUAUGCCACACGUUCCUGGUGUCACACAGGAAGUUGGGGACUGCAGGUCAGAAACUCGGUUCUUCCGCCCUCUUGUGUUACAUCGGACACACGGCACCGGAGCACAGCAACAACUUCUCUUUGACGGUAGCCAACGUGGGGACAUGUCAGGCCGUGUUGUGUCGGAGCGGGCAGCCGUUGGUUUUAUCCCGCAUGUUCAGCAUUGAGCACUGCCCGGAAGAUCUUCUGAGGAUCAAGGAGCAGAAGGCGAUUAUCACAGAGGAUAAUAAGGUGAAUGGCGUAACCUGCUGCACACGUAUGCUUGGCUGCACAUAUCUACACCCAUGGGUGCUUCCUGAACCUCAUAUCACAAAGUUACCGCUUACUGUGCAGGACGAGCUGCUGAUUCUUGGGAACAGAGCAUUGUGGGAGUACAUGCCAGUAAUGGAAGCCGUACAGACCAUUCGGCACUUGCCAGACCCGCUUUCAGCUGCUAAGAGGCUCUGCACUUUAGCACAAAGCUAUGGUUGCCAGGAUAAUGUCGCCGCCCUAGUGGUUUGUCUUAAUAUUGGAGAGGAUACCUGCACUUGUGAAAUGCAUACUCUGACUUUACCCAGUCCAUCCGGCUUACCUUCCACACCUGCCACAAAGGAAUCUCCAGACUCAGUGACGCCAUCUUCCAGUAGCGGCAUUGCCUCGGAGUUCAGCAGCGAGAUGUCGGUAUCUGAGGUGAGCAGCGAGGUGGGCUCCACAGCCUCCGAUGAACACGCCAUGGCUGGAAUAGAUGGAGGCCUCAUCCUCAGGCCAGAACGGCGGUGCAGUCUCCAUCCGGUUCCUUCUGCCAGCACUUUUCAACGGCAGCCAUCUUGUGCCACUUUCUCCAGCAACCAGUCGGAGAAUGGUCUGGACAGUGAUGACGACCUGCAGGCUGAGGGCCUUAAUACUGGCAGCAGGGUGGAAGUAGAGGUGGAUAUUCACUGCAGCAGGCAGCACUCCCCCGAGCCUUCUGCCCUGGGCACGUUUCAGGGACUGGAGGAGGAGGAUGAUGAUGGAAUUUCAGUGCGGAUCCUACAGCAAAACACCAUCAAUCACAGCGCAACGUCGGGCCAAGAGAAGGACGAGCUACCCUCUUCAUCCUCCGGGUCUUGUCUCUAUUGGAAGAAACACUCCAAUGGGUCUGUUGUGCCCUUGGAAGAAAUCCUUAACCUCAUUGAGGUUGCCUCUGAGGCUCCUAAGAGAAAAACUGGCUACUUCUCUGCACCUUCACAGCUGGAGCCCGAGGAUCACUUCGUAGUUCCUCCGCAUCUGGAAAACGACGUUCGGCAGCAGUUGAAUGACUUAGAAUCUGGAGCCGAAGAAAGAGCCAAUGCCCUUGAGGAAUACGAUACUGCUUUGUGACCGGGGCGAACCCAAGGACUUCGGUGGCGGGGCCACAUCAACUGGCCCUAAAAUUGCACAUUUCUCAAUUCUCACUCCUGUAACGUGCGGCAGAUGGAUUUGCCAAUCACAACAUACCUCUUGUACCUUCUUCCCCCAUUCGGAGCCAAAUGUUUUUUGUUUUGUUUUUGUUUUUUAAUUUAUUAAUGAAUUUAAGUCCUGGUUGUUGAGCCAAUGAACAAAUGUGAAUCUAAUCCAGAUGAUAUUUAUAUUUUUUAACCACUUGGUCCCAUUGAAGGUACGAUGCAGCCAACUAGGGUGUGAUCCAGUGGAGGUACUUGAAGAUGACUUAUCCACCUUCCAUAUAUAGUGGAAGAGGAGCUCGUUUGUCUUGGAGGGGGGGGGGGUCAGAUUGCCCUACAACACACUGACGAGUCCUAACGUGGACAGCAGUCUUUCUUCCCUGUCAGAGCCAACUCUCUUAAUACCCCAUGGGUAAGUGGCAUACCCAGAAACCGAUGCCCCCCCUCCCCUUCACACGGAGUAGCUUAUUUACAUAGUACUUUACUGAAUUUGUACAGUUUGCAGCGACUGAUGCCCAGCUUGGAAUGAAGGUUGUCUGCGGGAAUAUUCCUGUCGUGGUCGCUUUUCCUGAGCCAUUCUUGAUCAAUCUCGAGCAGCUUAUGAGACACCUUAGCACUUUUCAGUACCUUGCAAAGUGACUAGAGGAGCAAGAACAAGGAAUCGUACAUUCCCAUUAGAUUCGCCAAGUGUGGUGAUUGAUUGAGCUAUAUGAGCCUCCGUUAUAUCAUGUAGAAUUUACGUUGGUGGAGGGUCAUAUUUUUAAGAUAUUGACUAAAUUAUGAAAUAACAAUAAUACUGUAGGGUCUACAUCUGACUCUGUGAACGUCUCCAGAGGAGUCUCCCAGGUUUAUGACCAGCGGACAUGAGCCACUUUGUUUUUUUUUUAUAUGCACUUUGAACUAGAUUUCAUGGUACCUGGGAAGGGAGGGAGAGGGGCAAAGACCCCCCGCCUGAUGCAACAGAAGAAACUGUAGAGAUCCCGUGGCCUGGUCCACGUCCGAUAUUGCUAGAAAUUUGUCUGAUUUGCACUAAACGCUUUAUAAAUUUCAAUGUGUGACACUGCAGAUUGCAUUGCUUUCUCCAGUUGGCGUCUUAAGUCUAGCUUUACAGACAUUUGGUUGUGAAUGAAUCGACAGAGUCCAAAUCCAACGAGGAACCUUGGCAAGGAUUGGACAGUCUGUACUUGGACCACCUUUCCCCAUGAUGCUUUGCCUGCUCAGGGCUCUCCCCGAUAUACACGGAGUCCUCACUACUUCUAUUGUCAUUCCUGGUUUGAAUGUCGAUGCCAUGUUGCCACAAGAAAAUCUCGCCAAUGGGGAGGACAAAUUUGCUGUCUUAGUGUUUUCAUUUUUGGCUUGAUACCGGCAGAGGGGUCCAGUCAUGUCGUUGAGGCGCGAGUCCCUUCAUCCCUCGCUCUAAGUUGCUGCUGUGUUUAUUUCAGUGUUGGGGGUGGGAGGACUACUCGGACAUCUCUGUGCUCCAGUGAGAUAGCCCUAGGGGUCAUAUAUUAAUAAUAUUGGAAAAUGCCUUGAGGGUUGUAUCUGUUGCUGCAUCCUUCCCCGUCUCAGGCCUCCUUGCACACUUGGUUUUCUUCAUUUCUCCCUCUGCCGCCACCACCACCAGUUUUUACGGAGACAAUGGGCAGAGAAGACACUGGGAAAGGAUUACGUCAGGGAUUUGUCUUGUAUUCUGCGCCCCCAUUGUGUGCAAGAGCGAUCCGCGUUUGCCGUGUCUAUGGAUUUGAAAUCUGCAUCAAGAAGGCAGGCCACUUCUUGAUGUGGAUUCCAUGUGGAAACUGUGGCAAGCAAUCCACAUUGAUUGGGACUAAUCCACGUGUGGACAAACAGAAGUUGUCGAUGCAGAAGGAAUUCCUUGAAUUUCUGCCACGGAGCCCACGUCCAAUACAUGUUGGGGAAAAAUCAGAUGUUGACCGCCAUGUCUUAAGGGAGUUGUGCUAAGUUUUAAAUUUAUCUCCUUCAGGAUAAAGGAUAUCUCAUCGCUGGGCAUCCAACCGCUGGGAUAGACACUGAUCCCAAGAAAAGGGAGUCCCAUUUCCCUGUCCUCAUGGAGUGGGCAGGUCAAGCGUGAUGCCAUUCCAUUCUCUAUAGGAGAAUACUUCGCCAAGCUAUUUUCCGUCCCAAAGAGCUGAAUAGAGCAGCAGGGUGCAUGCUCGACCUAUCACCCCAUCAGGAUGGGAGAAUGGGACCACCGUUCUUGAGACUGGUGGGGAAUCGAGAAGUCGGGCCCUGGCCAGUGCCUUAGUUCUGCCUGGAGAGAGCCGGCACUGCCCCUACCACUACCAAUGCAUGGUCACCUUAUCUGUACUCUGCAGGGUAAAUUUAUGAAACUGGUCUAAAAGAAAAACUUGCCCAUAGCAACCAAUCACUGUGCGGCAUUCAUUCUUCAAUGGAAAAUACCAAAUGAAAGCUGUGCUGUGACUGGUUGCUACAUCUGCCAGUCUGAUGGACGAGCCUGGUGUUGGUGAAUGCCAGGAGAAUGUUACCUGUUGGUGGUGGAGGGGUAAUGCUAUGGAGGUGUUCUUAAGAGGUUGGCCUAGGUUCCUUAAUUCCAGUAAAGGGAAACCAAGACAUCGUUGACAGUUGUAAGCUUCCAGCUUCGUGGGAAGAGUUUGGGGAAGGUCCUUUUCUGUUCCAGCAUGAAUGUGCCACAAUGCAAGGUGGGGGGAGUUUGGUGUAGAAGAACUUGACCUCAAGCCUAGCCAACACCUUUUAGGAUGAACUAGAACAGGCAUGCUCAACCUGCGGCCCUCCAGCUGUUGCGAAACUACAACUCCCAGCAUGCUCGAACAGCCUACAGGAGGUCAUUGUGGGAGUUGUAGUUUUACAACAGCUGGAGGGCCGCAGGUUGAGCAUGCCUGAACUAGGACAUAGAGUGUGGCCAGGCCCUCUCCUCCAAGAUCAGGAUCUGACCUCCAUGAAUGGGCAAAAAAUUCCAUCUUUUAGAAAUUCUUCCCCCGAAGAGCCAAGGGUGGUGGGGUAAAACUCCAUAUUAAUGUGUAUGGAUUUAGAAUACUUUUCUCCAGGACAAGACCAUUUUUCUUUUAGAUAUUUUGGGUGUUCAUCUCUCUACAUUGAUUCAUUUGUGUGAAAGGGGCCUCCGACUGGGGGUGAAUAUAUCAUCGGAUGUACGCAGUUUACUGGCAUACAAACAUAAUUAUUGUGCAAGCAAAUUUUUGUAAUUUUUUUUUUCAAGCUAUGUGGAGGAGAUCCUCCCGAGCGCGGCAGAUACUGGUACAGCUCACCUCUGCACCAGAUCGCUAGCUUUUCUAGUGCAUGGACAACGCCUCAAUAUAUUGCAUUAGACAUAUGGCGUAGCUGUGGAAAUACCUGUACAUUUCUUAAUUUUCAAUUCUGGCUCAGUUCCAUGUUCUUAUAACCAGAUUUGCCCCAGACAAGGGCCGCAGCACGUCCAACUGAUGUCACUCCCCGACUAAUCCAUCCAUGGCUAUAUGCGCUCUCCCAUAAGGACCAGAGCAUGCCCAGUAGAAAUUUACCUAAUCCACUACCUCCCUGUCUAUUGUGCAGCCAGGACAAUUUAUCAGCGCAUGCGCAGUAUUUUGGGGCUUACUCUAACUGCACAUGCGCCAAUAUUUCAUCUUAAAUGCACAAUGGACGGGGGCGGCAGUGGAUUAUGUAGGUUUCUACUGCGCAUGACCCUGGUCCCUGGAUUUGGGCCUUGUUUGUAAGAGACAGGGGAGCAGGAGCGUACAUUCAGUCAUGGACAGGUUGGUCAGGUGACCCAUCUAGGACAUGACAUCACUUGGACAUGGGCUUAAUCAGGAGAAAUCUGAUUGUUUACGUCCAGGGCAGCAAAUAGAGAACAUGAAACUGUGCACGAAUUGAACCUUAGGAAACAAACAGGUUUUUCCACUUCUACAAUAGACGUCUGAUGCAGUAUGUUUAUAGGAAAGGGGCCAACCCCGCUAAGUUGUCAUUUUCGCUUUCUUUACUUCACCCCAUGCUCUCGUCCUUGCCUGUUUUUAUUGGGAAAACACUGUUAGGACAGUUUUGUGCAUUUUUUUUGUACUAAACUUUGGGUGAAACCAGCUGUACUUUACCAUUUUUUAGAACAAAUUACAACAGUUUCAUGACAGUACAUUUUGUGGUACUACACAUUUAUUCCUUAGCGUACACCUAUAUCACAGGCAUGUGGUGGAUAGAGCCGAGUCCGCUCCAUACACGCUAAUUGCCAACUGUGUUAGACAGUUAACGCCCUCACACAAAGUCCAGGAUCGGAGAUAACACCAAUCCCAGAUGUAUAAUGCAGUCAAUAGCAACCGUGGCAUCUGAGCAGUUAGACAUGGAGGGGGCUCCAUUUGUCCUCCAGACGUCUCAAUGCAAUCAUUGGGGGACGAUGACAGAGGUUGACAUGGCAGCCAGGGACCUAGUGAAUGUCCCUUCCCCAGACGUGCCAUCUUUGUACUCCCAUUAUAGAAGUAAUUAUAUGUUCAAGUCCCCUAAGGGGGCUAAAAGGAAAAAAAAAAAUAAGUCUUUAAUUAUAAUAAACAGAUUUAUUAAGAAAAAAAAAUCUAAAAAGUUUCACAUAUUAAACAUAAAAAAAUAAAUAAACUUAAUUGGAAUCAAAAUGUCUGAAACAUACAGUACAACUUUAUUUAUCCUGCACAGUGAACGCCAUGAAAAAAAAAUAAAAAAAAAUACCAGAAUUGCUGUUUUUGAGGUCACCUCCCCAAAAUAAUGAAAUGUAAAAAAAUCUAAUCAAAAAGACAUUCACCCCUUAAUGGUACCAAUAAAAAACUACAACUCGGACCACAAAGGACAAGCCCUCACACGGCUUCAUCCACUGAAAAAAGUUAGACAGCAACAGCAUUUUUUUAAAGGCUUUUAAUUAAACUAUAUAAAUUUGUUGUCGUCUUAAAUCAUACUGACUCACACAAUGAACUAUGUAAAAAAAAAAAAAUUUAAAUGGCAGAAUUUCUUAUUUUGUGGACCGACAUGAACACUGCUGUUCCAUUUAGGGAGGGGACUCCUCGUUCUCUGGGUCAGACCCUCACAAUCUGUAAUUUAUUAUUUAUCCUGUGGAAUAGGUUUUAUAGGAUAACCCCUAAUAAAAUGGCGCUGCCUUCUCUUUGCUCAGGCUUUCACUAUGUGGAUGUCUCGUCAGGGAAGCAAAUCCAUCAUGUAGAAGUACCCUUCCUUCUAAGACUUCUGCAUGUAGAGGAAGACUUCCUGUGAUUGUCACCUAGUGGGAAGUCACUAGUGUGGCUCCUCCUACUUUCCCACCCCCGCAGAUCUGAAAUUUCUGUCACCUUUAUUAUUCAAUGGUUGGGUACUUCCACCUAUUUGUCCAAAGAGGGUUUUAGGAGAAAGUGUGGACUUAUGCCCCCUACUGCAUUUUUUGAGCACUGCAUAAAAGGCGUUUAUACAUUUCAUCGCGAUUAUAUCAUGGGAUAGGCAUUAAACUGCCUUCCCUGCUGCACAAAGCAUGAAUUUAGCAAAGGACUGAAACCAAGCUUUAAAAGCAUCUCGAUCCCUUCUGAAUAGUGUUGAUUUGUAAGCAGAAACAGGUUUAUGAAAUGCGUCUGAUCUUGCACUGGUGGGGGUUCUUUUUACAGACACUGCCCCCUGGGGGGGAGCCAAAGAAAUGACAACCUCUAAAGCCAUUAUUUGUACAUUUUUAUUUUAGCAAAAGCAAUAAUGUAUAUAUGUACAAGUUUUCAUUUACACAUUUCUUGAUUUUUGGCUUUGCUGGCGUUAAAGAAAAAACAAAAAACAACAUUUUUCCCAGUUUUCCCUGAAAUGUCAAAUAUAUGCUCUUUCCCCAAAAUAAACCGCUGUUCAUUCUGUUCUGAAAAUCUCUUCAAAAUGAUGUUGUAAUUAAAGCGGAAUCUGCUGUC